This is a messenger RNA of Parnassius apollo (apollo), 1620 nucleotides long. NCBI's taxonomy places the organism in Eukaryota, Metazoa, Arthropoda, Insecta, Lepidoptera, Papilionidae. The record is from the annotation of a GenBank genome assembly.
AUGGUAGCGGAAUUAAACGAUAGACUACCCCAGGAGGGUACCAGCACCCCUGGAGAAUCCCUCGCUGAGCAUCCACGACCAUGUUUCUCCACUUCUGAGCGUGGGUGCUCAGGCUGCCCCGCGUAUUCUGGGGGGGGGGGCAAUAUUCCGCUCAAGACUAAAACUGCUCGGGGCAAACGGAGCAACAGGACCAAGGCGACCCCUGCCACGCUGUCCGUGAAUUUCUGCAAUAUCAGGGGACUUCACUCUAACCUAAACGCCGUCCACUACCAUCUCGAGACGGCGGGGCCGGCUCUGCUCUUUCUGACCGAGACGCAGGUGUCCUCUCCGGCUGAUGUCUCGUAUCUCUCCUGCCCGGGGUACAAAGUGGAACACUCCUUUGUGCCUCGGGCUGGAGUUUGCGUUUACGUCAGAGAUGACAUCUGUUCUCGACGCCUCGGCAGACUUGAAGGUUCGGACCUGUCCAUCCUUUGGCUACGCGUAGACAGCGACGACCAUCCGCGCGUCUACGGGUGCCUCUAUAGGUCCCAUAGCGGUAAUGCCGAAACAGACCGACUCUUCGACCACGUCCAAAUGGCUGCAGAUUCGUUGCUACAGCAGAUCCCCUCCGCAGAGGUCGUGAUCCUCGGCGACUUUAACGCCCAUCACGCCGAAUGGCUCGGUUCACGUUUAACCGAUCAUGCGGGGAGAUCUGUUCAUGAUUUUGCCUUGGCAUAUGGUCUGACACAACUGGUUACUUCGCCUACGCGGAUUCCAGAUGUGGAGGAUCAUGCACCUUCCCUGUUGGACCUUCUGCUGACCUCUCACCCGGACGGAUAUCAGAUUUCCGUCGACGCCCCUUUAGGCUCCUCGGACCAUUGUCUUGUCCGGUGUGUGGUGCCACUCACGCUGAAAUCGCGGUUGCAUUCUGCAGGCUGCCGCCGUGUUUGGCACUAUAGGUCAGCCGAUUGGGAUGGGAUGCGGUCUUUCUUUGCAUCCUACCCUUGGGGGCGGGUUUGCUUCUCGCCGGACGAUCCCAACGUUGUUGCGGAUUCUGUCGCUGAUGUGGUACUUCAGGUUAUGGAACUUUUUAUUCCUUCCUCUGUGGUGCCCAUUGGAGGCAAAUCUCAGCCAUGGUUUGGUCGCUCCUGUAAAAUAGCAUCAUGCUAUAAGCAGGAGUGCUACCGAGCCUGGGCUGACGCAUCAGCGUCCAGGGAUGUAAACACCAGCGCUCUAAAAAAGAAGUAUAAUUCCGCCUCUAGGUCCUUCAAAAGAGUCAUUGCCAAGGCAAAGUCAGAGCACAUAGGCAGAAUUGGCGAGAGACUAGUUCGUCUUCCUUCUGGAACCCGUGCAUUCUGGUCUCUCGCCAAGGCUGUUCAGGGGAAUUUCUGUCAGCCCUCUCUUCCAUCUCUGCACAGGGAGGACGACUCACUGGCCCACACCGCAAAGGAGAAAGCCGAUCUUCUAGGCUCUUUCUUUGCGUCUAACUCGACUCUCGAUGACGGGGGGAGUACGCCGCCGACCAUCCCGCGGUGUGAGUGCUCCAUGCCGGAAGUGCAGUUCACUCAGCGCUCGGUUCGCAAAGCACUCCUCUCCCUGGACAUCCAUAAGUCGAACGGCUUUCGUCCACCCGAUCCCUAA